Messenger RNA from Scatophagus argus, 2019 nucleotides. Its product is annotated as midnolin-like. Lineage: Eukaryota; Metazoa; Chordata; Actinopteri; Scatophagidae. Bases 212 to 1597 code for a protein of 461 amino acids. The record is from RefSeq and is a predicted model, not a curated record. Gene Ontology annotation, molecular function: protein binding. Gene Ontology annotation, cellular component: nucleus. The transcript has 8 exons.
CUCCGAUGGGCGGGGCUUACACUGACAAGGUUGGGGCGUGUUACGCUCGGUGGAGUAGUGCUGCAUCUGUCACUUCCACAGGGAGGAGCAGUGACAUCCUGCUUAAGUCAGCUGAGAGGACCAGUAGCAGCAGCAGCAGCGGGUCCUCUGUAGCUUCACCCCGGGUCGGUCUGCAUGCUGUGGGACAGGAGUCUCCACCGGUCAUCCCACUAUGCGUUUGUCCAUCACCUCGACCACCGGCAGCCCGCUGGAGCUCACCGUCCUCCGAGGAGAGACUGUGGAGGGACUAAGGACGCUCAUCUCUCAAAAACUCAGACUGCCGACCAACAGAAUCGUGCUCCUGCAUAGGGACAGACAGCUGACUACAGGAAAACUGUCCGACCUGGGUGUAGCAGAUGGCAGCAAACUGACCCUGGUCCCUGUGAUUGAAGCUGGUUUAGUAUACUCGACUGCCCGAGCUGAGAAAACAAUGAUGGACGUCUUGGAAAGUUUAACAGAAGUCCAGAUCAGUGACUUUCUGUCUGGACGUUCACCUCUCACCAUCAGCCUGGGAGUUGGUGCCCACCUGAUGUACCUGCAGCUCCAGCUGUCUACACAGAACGUAGCACAGCUGCAGCAGAACCCGGACUCGAGACCCCAGCGCAGCAGUGAGCUUCAAACUGGUCUACCCACUGCAACCAGGAUGAGCCACUCGGACUCUGCCCGGAUCAACACCACAGGAUCCUCUAUAUCACCUGCUUCCCAAACCUCAACUCCAGCUCCAGGCUCUUCCAGCUCUCCAUCUUUGAUCCAGCUAAGCUCUCAAAGACCCAGAACUUCCUUUAACUCAACAGGACCGGCCUCCCUUUCAUCUACCUCCACCUCUGCUGUGAACUUCCAUCAUCCCUCAUCUCCACAUCAGUGCCGUCCUCCCCACUCUGCACACACAUCUUCUCCCAGAAUUUCUUUGCCUUCUGGUUGUGCACAUCUCAGCUUUCCAGUACAAGCAGCCACACCAGUCUGUUCUCCUGCUCCCACUGGUGUGAUUCCUGGACCCCAGAGCCCAGUGCCAGCCUCAACUGUCAAAGAGAAUGAUGUUCAUGCUUCACCUGCCACAGAGCUGUGCAAGCAGCCAGGAGCAGUUAUAGAAAGUUUUGUAAACCACUCUCCGGGGGUCUACUCUGGGACUUUUUCUGGUACUCUGGCUCCUUGCAGUCACAGCGGCCUCAGCCAUCCUCGGGACGGCAUUAAUAUCAUUCUCCAGAUCCUAAAUGACCUCCUCAGAGCUGCCUACCACCACCAGGGGGCUCCACACGCCCUCUUUCAUCUUCACUGUCCUGCUUCAAACCCUUCAGUCGGCCCACUGCUCACAGCAGAGGAGCAAAGCAAAGCUAAAAGCAAACCACUGGUGAGCCGGAGGCCAGAGCACCUCAGCAAAACUCCAGGUGAGGAGAGUCGCCCCCAUCAGUCACCAACACAGGAGAAUCAAGCAUUGCACUCUAAGCUGGAGCGCCUGCAGUUUUUAAUGCACCAGAGGCGUCUCCGCAGGCAGACUCGCAGAACCUCGCACCUGUGGAAAAUGUCUCAUUCAUACCAGCAUCGUCACCAUCAUCCCUAGUCCCCUGCAUGGAAAAGAUCCACCCACUGUGAUAGUAGUUGCAGCCUUCUGAUGAGCAAGGACACAUCAAAGAACCAUAAUGGAGACCAGAGCUGAACUCUCACCUUGUGGAAUAGGUGAAAGUGAGCAGAGUGCAUGCUUUUUUGCUUUUCUUACACUAUGAGAACUUCUGAAGAGUGUAUGCCCUGAACCUCAGAGGAAUCAGAUUUUUGUGGCUGUCACUGCACUGAGCAUCUUACUUCAUGCAACACAAUGGCUCACAUUGGUAUGUAGCACAUGUCACAAAAGGUUCUAAUAUGUGUUUUCAUGUCAGACAUCUUGGUGUUUUGUACCUCUUACUGUAUGUGUGUUUAUGUAUUCCAAUGCCUUAACCUUGUAUGUCUUGAAUGUAAACUGUAUGUAAAUAUACACAGAUUAAGGAA